Frankliniella occidentalis (western flower thrips) is the source of this 864-nucleotide messenger RNA. RefSeq lists its product as uncharacterized. The record is from RefSeq and is a predicted model, not a curated record. The transcript has 4 exons. Lineage: Eukaryota; Metazoa; Arthropoda; Insecta; Thysanoptera; Thripidae. Bases 212 to 676 code for a protein of 154 amino acids.
UUUUAGUGGGCUCAGUACAUUUUGUCUCUCGGAGGCAGAACGUUAGAGUUUAGAGCCGCUUAACUCUAACAUUCUGGUGUUCUAAAGAUGCUAUUCAGACCCCUGGCUCUAGCACUAUUGUGCAGCACGAGCAUCAACAGUAAAGCCAUCAACACUCUAGCCGUAAAUUACAUAAUACGGGCCUUACAGGAUUGUCGUCGAACGCUUUUACAUGUGUCAACCAGACAACCGCGUGCCUCCUUGGAGUUGGUAUGUGCGCGCUAGUCACUUCAACCCACAGACACCAAAAGAACUGCAACGCGUGACCGGUAAUUUUUGCACAACUACAGCUUUGGAUGACAGCCUCUGGGGGAGAGCAAAUAUGGGCGUUCGGUCAAAUAAUCAAUGGAAAGAAAACGCCUUUGUCGGCUAUUUCAAAAACUCUGCUUGUCGUCACCUUCGAGAAAAUAUCCCUGGAUUUUUCAACGCUGCUUUUAAGCAGAGUACACAAACCAAAGGAGUGUGCAGCAUCAAACCAGGCGUGUACGAGGUCAAUGACUACCCCAUAGAUUGGACAUUUCCAAAAAUUCCAAUCAUGCCGUAUGCACACUAUCGGUUCAACGUCACCUUUGGCAAAGAUGAAAACCUAUACGGAUGUUUUGUGGUAGAGAACAGGGUUAUUCCUAAACUCGAGUAGCUAUACACUGUUUAUAUUUUUACACGUUCUUUACUUCCAUCACCACUUCUCUACACUGGAAAACGCAAGUGUGUGAAUGUCGCUCACCUACAAGUAAGCGACAUUCACACACUUGCGUUUCUAGUGAUUGAUUGUUGAAGAACGAGUAUUGCUUGAUUAGUGGUUAGUAAGGUGUUUUACGUUUUACG